This is a messenger RNA of Pipistrellus nathusii (Nathusius's pipistrelle), 864 nucleotides long. Lineage: Eukaryota; Metazoa; Chordata; Mammalia; Chiroptera; Vespertilionidae. The record is from the annotation of a GenBank genome assembly.
AUGGCAGACCAUAUGAUGGCCAUGAACCACGGGCGCUUCCCCGACGGUACCAACGGGCUGCACCACCACCCUGCCCACCGCAUGGGCAUGGGGCAGUUCCCGAGCCCGCACCACCACCAGCAGCAGCAGCAGCAGCCGCAGCCGCAGCCCCAGCACGCCUUCAACGCCCUCAUGGGCGAGCACAUACACUACGGCGCGGGCGGCAUGAGCGCCGCGGGCGGCGGCAUCCGGCACGCGAUGGGGCCGGGGACUGUGAACGGAGGGCACCCCGCGAGCGCGCUGGCCCCCGCGGCCCGGUUCAACAACUCGCAGUUCCUGGGCCCCCCGGUGGCCAGCCAGGGAGGCUCCCUGCCGGCCAGCAUGCAGCUGCAGAAGCUCAACAACCAGUAUUUCAACCACCACCCCUACCCCCACAACCACUACAUGCCGGAUUUGCACUCUGCUGCCGCCGCCGCCGCCGCGGCCGCUGCAGGCCACCAGAUGAACGGGACAAGCCAGCACUUCCGAGAUUGCACCCCCAAGCACAGCGGCGGCGGCAGCACCACCCCGGGCUCGGGGGGCAGCAGCACCCCUGGCGGCUCGGGCGGCACCUCGGGCGGCGCGGGCAGCGGCGGCAAUAGCGGCGGCAAUAGCGGCGGCGGCGGCAGCUCCAUGCCCGCCUCCGUGGCCCACGUCCCCGCUGCAAUGCUGCCGCCCAAUGUCAUAGACACUGAUUUCAUCGACGAGGAAGUGCUCAUGUCCUUAGUGAUAGAGAUGGGCUUGGACCGCAUCAAGGAGCUGCCUGAACUCUGGCUGGGGCAGAAUGAAUUCGAUUUCAUGACGGACUUCGUAUGCAAACAGCAGCCCAGUCGAGUCAGCUGUUGA